Molecule: messenger RNA, 3812 nt
Organism: Cyprinus carpio (common carp)
Lineage: Eukaryota; Metazoa; Chordata; Actinopteri; Cypriniformes; Cyprinidae
Product: activity-dependent neuroprotective protein 2a-like
Biological process (GO): regulation of gene expression
Cellular component (GO): nucleus
Source: RefSeq, a predicted model, not a curated record
AGAAAACGUCACUUCCCGUCUUCCUGUACGCCAUGUUUUUUUAGCAGGAGUGGGAUGAUGGUUUAGUGAGAUAAAAUCAAAAGUGGGCAAUCCUGCGCUCUGUUCAGAACUUUAAGCAGGCGAUCGCCAGGGCGAGAAGGAGCGCGGAUUGAGCGCAGCCCGGAUGCAUCAGUCGAUGAAGUAGCUGAUUCCGUACUGCGCGCCUUCCAGUGACGCCGGAAGAAAACGGACGCACGCAGGAAUCCAUCCAUCCAGUCAAUCGCAGCUCUGUGCCAGAAUACUGAAGGAUCAGCAAAAUGUAUCAAAUUCCAGUGAAGAACCUGACAAAACUAAGACGGCCGAGGAAACGCGUCAAAAGUAUUUUGUGUGAUAUCGGGAUGCAGCAGUGUCAAGGUUUAUUGGAGACAUAUAAAUGUUUUGAUGCUGGUGAUGCAAGUUUUGACAACACAGAAUGGGAUGAUUUUACUGAUGGUCAUGUUGGCAAAAAGAAAAAAAAGUAUCCAUACCGGAGCCAAGCUUUGUGCUGCAGUCUGUGUUGGUACUCCAGCCGGUCAAUACCCACAUUCAGAAGUCACAUCCAUCGCUGUCACUGGAAUGAUCUUGAUGUGGCCUGCUUGUUAAUAUGCCCCUACUGCCCAUUUGUCAGCUCUCCAAAAGUCACAGAGCAACACAUUCAGUUUUUCCACAUGCUGCCGUCAAAAACCCAUCGUAUACCUCUUCACAGCAACCCUAGCCACACUUUGGCCCACACACCGAAAACCGUGUCAGUUACAGUUUCUGCUGAUGCUGCCGAUGACAGAUACACAUGCGCAACCUGCGGCUAUCAUGACUCUUUACUAUAUGUGAUGAAGAAGCACGUCUUGGUAAACCACUAUGCUGCGAUGCUGGAUCGCUACUUUGGGCUCGGCUCGGACAGUAAGCAAAAGACUGAUGGUGAGCAGAUACGUGACGGCGCAUCAGUGAAAUAUCACUGUAAAGUGUGCAAACUGCCUGCAGAGACCAUAGAACAUUUACUCUAUCACAUUUUGAGUUCAGAGAAGCACAAAGACCUACACUGGCAAAUAAUGCCUUGUAUAAUCGAAAAAGACUGCACAAGCCAAAUGUCCGGACUACAGAAUCUGCUGAACCUCACACCAAAAGCAAUGCAACAGGUCACGUUGCUCGCAAGGCCCAACUAUGUGCCACAGCAGACGCAACAAACAAAUGGAAAUGGUACUGUUCUUCUGGCCGGCCCAAGAAACACGACUGCUUUGUUUUGCUCUCCUGGUGCAGGGCAGAUGUUUCUGUCCCCUCAAACGCAGGCUUUACUGUCGGGCACGACUGUUGCCGCACUUCAGAACGCACAACAUCCGCAGUCCCCCAGCGGGAUGCCGCAAGUCCUGCCUACCUCUCCAGUAGUGCAGCCGAUUAAUAUGAUGAUGCCAAGCAUGCGGCAAGGUGCAUCCAAGACAGUACCCAUCACUAUGGCCAUGCCCAGGCUACCACAGACCCAUCCAGCACAGCAGGUUCUUCUUCCGCCCGGCGUUCAGGUCAACCUCCCGGGCGAAAUGGGUGUACGGUCACCAUUUCUUGUUACUCAAGGUCUUCAGCUGAACCAGUCGGUUCCCAGAGCUCCCCUCAUAGCCUCGCAGUCUGUGCGUCUCAUUCCCACGGGCAACAACGUCAACGGUGUCCCAACCUACACUCUAGCGCCCGUUCAAGUCACAGUUCCUGUCCACGGUGGUCCCGCUCAAGUGGUACUGACGCAAAACCAGAUCAGCCAACCUACCAAUUCAGCUGUGGUGCCCAAGGGUCUCAAGCCUACAGUUCAGAGGGCGAUAAACAGAAAUUCCGUACCGAAUGAGUUGGCUGUGCUGGCGCCGUUUUUGAAGAAACAUGACGAUCACUCUGUCAAGUGCCUGAGGUGCAAGAUUUUACUGACAGAGCAGGGGAUUUUCCAGCAUUUGUUGCAUGGCUUGAAGUGUCUUUUCUGCCCUCAGAUGUUCUACUCUUUCAAGCAGAUAAUGGAGCACACCAAUAAAGAGCACAGUUUGAAAAUCAAGGAAAAUCGGCAUUUCAUUAAAGAACAGUUUAGUCUCGACUGUGACGACGAGGGGAACCUCGUGUUCAACACUUUUAAUCUAAACACAGAUGUGCCCAAAGACCUUCUUGAAAACCGAGAGCUCAACCUUGCACUGGUUACCAGCUCUCAAGAUAAGCUAUACAUAAAAAUGUAUCCAGACAAAGCAGAAUAUGCAGCCUCGUUGAAAACACCACCUACCGCCUGCCCGUUUUGCCAAGUAAAGCUCCAGAACUCUGAGGACUAUGAGCGUCAUCUUCAAACAAAACAUCACAUCGUUCCCACCAUUCAUGCAAUACUAAAAACGCCUGCAUACAAAUGCAUAUAUUGCUUUGGCGUGUAUACUGAAAAAUCGACACCGAAAACAAUCUCCAUUCACGUGCAACGGUGCCGUUGUGCUCCCAAAGCUGUCAAGGAAGCAGAGAGGCAACUGAAUCCAGAUACAACAGAACAUGAUGAUGGGGAUUUAUGUAAUUCUCCUCAGAUGGCGAGUCCUUCAGAAGUGGCCUGUCAGGGGGGCCUUGAAUUUGUCAAACCAAAGAAAGAAGUAAUCACUCCGAAGAACAGGAGAAGGAACUCAAAAGUUCCAAAGGUAGAAGUCCCUGAAACUCCAGUCGAGCUCGUCUUGGAACCAAUGGGAAUGGAGAUGACAUCGUUCGAGGACAGGAAAGACUUCCUUUCGCAGUACUUCCACAGGAAGCCAUACGUGACGAAGACUGAAAUUGAACUGCUAGCUUCCCGUUUGUGGAUAAACAAGGCUGACGUAAAGGCUCACUUUAACAGCAAGCUCACCAAAUGCUUGAAAGCGAUUCAGAAGAAGAGGGUUUGUGUACGUCUCGGGUUCAAAAUGAUUGAAGUGAACAAGCUGAAGCACAAUCUCUUCAUUCCAGAAGUAAAGCCUGUUAAAAAAAAAGUCUUGAAUGAGGUGAAACAUGGUGGCCUCGUUCCACAGGUUACAGUUAAAAAAGAGGACGUGAAUGAAAUUAAACAUGAUCUCUUCAUUCCUGCGGUACCAGUAACAGUUAAAAAAGAGGAUGUGAAUGAAAUGGAAGAUGGUCUCUUCAUUCCAGGGAUAACUGUUAAACAAGAGGAUGUAAGCGAAAUGGAAGAUGGUCUCUUCAUCCCAGAGGCACGGCCUCUGUAAAAAUGGAUAAACAGUUUGUUAGAUGAAUUAUGUUUGUAUGCAGCAUGUUCACACUUGGAUGGAAAUCAUUGCAAAAUGUUUAUUUAAAAAUACUCGAUUUACACAUUUAUAAGAUGGUUUGCCUCUUGUUAUUAGUAUAUUUGGAAAAGGGGAACCUCCAGCAAUGCUGAAAAGACCCUACACUCUUUGUAUUUUUGUUGUGUAUAGUUCAUAUGAUGACGGUAAAAAAAUUUUUUUUUUUUUUUUUUUUACAUAUCUUUAUUGCAAGGAAACACUCAAUUGAAGUCAUACUGUUUUCUUUUUGUGGACACGUGUAAUAUACAUUUGGGGACAUCUGUAGUGAAAUAGUUCUGCUUCUAACAUUUUAUAUUAGAACUGUACAGAAAAUGAAGAUUUGGUUAACUAUUACUACUAACUGGCAAAUUAGGCUGCAUUUCAUAGCUGUAUCACAGAAAAGGGCACUUUAUGCGGUUUUCAUGUUCUUUUUUUUGUGCUUCACAAAAUACACUGUAAUCAUUUCAGACAUGUGAAAAAAGACAAGUGCCUCUGUGUCCUAUUUAAAGUUUGCAGUUGUAUUUUGCCUCUUGGAAUAAACGUGACUAAAUAUUA